AAGCGAGGGAGCAGCUGCACCGCCCGAGAAAGACCGAAAAGCUUUCGCCGCCUUCCACUCGUUUCCCUCUUGCGACUUCCAUUGGGAUCCGGAAGUGUACGUUGCGAACAAUGAUCCCACAGCUUCAAAUCUCUAUACCGUUACUUUGAAAUGUUGCUUUUCGAGCUCAUGACCCCGGAAGCGAUUGCUUGGGAGGGUACUUAAAUAGGAGACGCUGCUCAUGCUGGAGUUCGUGAUGAAAUAAACCAAGGCUGUUGUACUAAUACCUUAGUAGGCAUCUCAUGGCUAUGAUGGGCAAACGAGAGGUGCAGGAGAAGGUGCUCCAAUAUGAGGCUUUUGUCAGCGAUACCCUUCAGAGGGAUCUCCAGAAGGUGCUGGAACAGCGAGAUGAAGUCUAUGAAAAGAUUGCUCAGUACUUGCAGCUCAAGAAUGUUAUUGAACGUUUACAGGAAACAGAAGACCAAGAGCUAAAGAUUCAAGUGGAUUUAGGUUGUCAUUUCUAUGUCAAUGCAGAAGUGCCAAAUACAUCCACCAUACUUGUAGAACUGGGUUAUGGAUUUUUCGUAGAGCUGACAUUUCCUGAGGCCCUUGCCUUUAUUGAGAAGAAAAAUAAACUUCUUACAGAGCUCAGUGAAUCCCUCACCAAAGACUCUGUCAAGAUCAAAGCUAAUAUCCGGAUGGUUUUAGAGGGCUUGCGUGAACUUCAAGGCCUUCCGGAUAUGCCUGAAGAGACCAAAAGGGACAUUUUCCUUUGAACUGUAUUCUCUUCUAGUAUGCUGGAAGAAAAAUUGAUCUCUGGGGUGUUUUGGUGGCAGUAGGAACUGCACUUGUAGCUGGAAAAACCCUUCUGGUUGCGAGGUGAGAUGGCAAUAGCUUGCAAAGUAGAAGUGGAGCAGAGAGCAGUUUCUUGUGGGGCAGGAUGGGCUGGUUGAACUCUGUCCUAAUACUCACCUGUUCCUCAGGCACUAUUUCCUAAUGUAAACUGACCUCAGUUGUGACAUUAUUAAAGAUCCUUCUCUCUAGCCAGUCUGUCCUUUUGUCUGUAUCCCCACCCUUUUCUCCUUUCAAUACUAAUUUUUGUUCAUUGUUUUGAAUACAACAAACCUCUGCUGUAUCAGGUAGUAAUACAUUUAAGGAGACGGUGAUUUUUGCUUCCCCCCCCCCCCUUUUCCUACUCAUUGAUACUGUGAUACUUUUGCCCUCACUCUAGCUCAGGCCUGCACAACUUAUGAUCCUACAGGUGUUUUGUACUUCAGCUCCCAGAAUUCCUGACCAUUGGACAAGCUGGUUAGGAUUUCUGGGAGUUGGAGUGCCAAAACCUGAAGGGUCACAGGUUCUGCAGGCCUGUUCUAACUAGCGGUAGAGUCAGCCCUAAAUGGUGGAAUGAGGCAACCACCUCAAGCAGCAGAUGGAAUAGUGGUAGCUUCUUACUUGUUUCUCUUGAACUGUCCAACUAUUACUCUCUUUUGGAGGACAAAUACCCUGUCUGGAUAUCAUACAACCAUCUUAUGGCAUCCUAAGCAUGUCUUCUGUUUCAGUUGCUUUGGAGGACAAGAUUCCAUUGUCAGUAUUCAAGUAAGUUUCAACCGUCUGAAAGUCAGUUUCUGUACCUAGCUUUUGUUAUUACCUCAGUUUCUUAAAUUUCAUGUGAAGCAAACCUCACAACCUGUCAUCUUUACCAAUGUGUAGUAUUGUAUGUGCUACAAUAAACUAUAGAUUGGCA
Anolis carolinensis (green anole) is the source of this 1723-nucleotide messenger RNA. It is a transcript of the gene uxt, whose product is annotated as ubiquitously expressed prefoldin like chaperone. The transcript has 7 exons. Lineage: Eukaryota; Metazoa; Chordata; Lepidosauria; Squamata; Anolidae. Gene Ontology annotation, biological process: negative regulation of transcription by RNA polymerase II. The record is from RefSeq and is a predicted model, not a curated record. The coding region runs from base 282 to 755 and encodes 157 amino acids. Gene Ontology annotation, molecular function: transcription corepressor activity.